Molecule: messenger RNA, 5804 nt
Organism: Prinia subflava (tawny-flanked prinia)
Lineage: Eukaryota; Metazoa; Chordata; Aves; Passeriformes; Cisticolidae
Gene: NES
Product: nestin
Exons: 4
Coding region: 193-5325 (1710 amino acids)
Biological process (GO): positive regulation of intermediate filament depolymerization
Cellular component (GO): intermediate filament
Molecular function (GO): CCR5 chemokine receptor binding; intermediate filament binding
Source: RefSeq, a predicted model, not a curated record
GGGUCUCGGGGGCCUCCCACUCGCCAUGGCAGAGUAUGAAUAGCAGCUGCACUCCCCUCUGCUCGCAGCCACUCGCUUCCCUCCCCGCCUUCCCACUCUGCCUCCGCGUUCUCCCCGGCAUCCUCCUCCCCCGGCGUCUUCCUCUGGCAGUGCCGGCUCCAGAGCCAGCCCCGGCAUCCUCCGGCAGCGCCCAUGCUGAGCACGGAAAGUUUCGCAGGGGCGAGAGCCCUGGGAGAGGAAUCGCUGCAGAUGUGGGACCUCAACAAGCGGCUGGAGGCGUACCUGGCCCGCGUGAAGUUCCUGGAGGAGGAGAACGAGGUGCUGCGAGCUGAGAUCCAGAGCGCCAAGAGCAGCCCAGCCGGGGACUCGUGGCGGGUGAAGUACGAGGAGGAGCUGCGAGCCCUGCGGGAUGCACUGGAUCACGCCUUCAGGGAGAAGUGCACGGCCGAGCUGGCCAGGGACAACCUCUACGAGGAGGUCCAGCAGGUGAAAAGCAGGUGCCAGAAGGAGCAGGCAGCCCGAGAAGAAGCUAAGAAGCAGCUGUCCUUGAGCAGGAAGGAGCUGGAGGAGGAGAGGAGAGCACAGAUCUGGCUGAAGGAGAGAGCUGUGCAGCUGGAGAAGGAGGUGGAAGCCUUGCUGGAGGUGCACGAGGAGGAGAAAGCAGGGCUGGACCAGGAGAUUGCAAGUUUCUCCCACAGCCUGGAGAGCUUCCGCUGUGCACCGGUGGCUUUCCAGCCAGUGGAGGUGGAGGACUACUCCAAGAGGCUCUCGGAGAUCUGGAAAGGGGCGGUGGAGACCUACAAGACAGAGGUGUCGCAGCUGGAGGGUUCCCUCUGCCAGGCCAAGGAGAACCUGUGGAAGGCAGUGGAGGACAACCAGCAGAGCCAGCUGCAGCUGCAGCACCUGGAGAAGGACCUGGCGGGGCUCAAAGCGAGGAAGGAGAUGCUGGAGGAGAGCCUGGCCCAGCAGUGGCAGGAGCAGCGCGGGGAGGCAGAAAAGUUCCAGCUGGCAAUGGAGGCCCUGGAGCAGGAGCAGCAGAGCCUGCGGGUGCAGAUCGCCCGGGUGCUGGAGGACAGGCAGCAGCUCAUGCACCUCAAGAUGUCCCUCAGCCUGGAAGUGGCGACCUACAGGACGCUGCUGGAAGCAGAGAGCACCCGCCUGCAGAUGCCAGCUGGGGAAUUCAGGUUGGCCAACGGCGUGCGAGAUCUCAAACUGGAGCUGAGCAGCAGCAGCAAACUGGUACCAGCGAGCCCUGAGAGCAGGCGGCUGCUGCCCCGAGACCACUGCACCAGCCCCUCCAUCUUCCCCAGGGCAGAGGGGAGGGGGCAGCUGACAAAACCCCAAAGUGACACCCUGACACCCAAAAGCCAGAGCCCCAGCGCCAGGGAGCUCCAGAAAACCAGCUCACUCCUCCAUGCCACAGCACCGCCGGUUACUGGCAGGGCUGGGGGGCCGGGAGCCCCUGCCUGCCCCACACCCAGCCCCUCACAGGCAGGGAAAGCUGCCCCUCCUCUCUCCCCGGAGCCCCCCAGCCCCUCACCACCAGAGCAGGAGAGCUCUGGAGGAGAGGGUCCCGCCUGGCCGGGGGGAAACAGGGGAGUGGUGAGCACAGGGGUGGAGUGUCCUCUGUCCGGAGCCACAGGGGACACUCCCAACACCAGCGUGCAGCCCCUGGGAGCAGCGCCUGCCCUCAGGCUGCAGUACCCAGCCCAGCUGGUCAGCGAGGCGCUGGAGGAUGCGCUCAAGGCCAUGGAAGACGAUGUUCAGCCCAAAGAAGAGCCCAUGCUCAGCGCCACGUGGGCCCCUCGGGACGCCUGUGUCCCCAGCCCUGCUUUCCCCACAGAGGCUUGUGGAGAGGCUGUGUCAGAGGGGCCCGGGGAAGAGCACAGCCCCUCUGAGGGCUCUGAGGAGGGUGACAGCCCCGAGGCAGAGGAGAGGGUUGAGGAGGUCGUGCUGCAGGGAUUGGGUGUGGAGAGCAGCAUCCUGCAGGACAGAGCCGUGUUCCCCCCGGGCACGGCCGCUUCCUUGAGCGCCUCAGGGAGCCGUGAAGAUUUGGGAGCGUGGGAGGAGGAGGAGGAGGUACCUGCUGUGCUGAGCCCAAGGGAUCCAGAAGUGGAGGCCCAGGAAGGGGACAGGGGUCUCCCUGGACAGUCAGUGACCAGCUGGGAAAAGCUAGAGCAAGAGGAGGACAGGGCAGAGACCCCAAGCACAGAACCAUCACAGCCCUCAGAGGAUGAGGAGGAGAGGGGACCCUGCAGCCCCUGCAAGGAGAAUGGAGAUUUCCAGGAAGAAGGAGCAGAUUUGCAAGAAGAGGAGUGUCCACACAGAGAAGUGGAAGCUGAUCAUGCUGUCCUUGCAGAAAGCCACCUGGUUUUGCUCACAAAAGGUCACCUGGAAGAGAACUUUGUUGAUGCAGAGCAGGAAAGGUUUGAGCAGCAGAAAAUGCCCGUGUGUGAGAUGGAUCUGGCUGCAGAGAAGGAAAGGGAACAGGACCUGUGCCUGGAGCAGAAGCCCUCGAGUGUCCAUGAGGCCAUCCCAGCAGAGGAGGUUUCACUAGCAGCUGAAGAAGAUCCAGUGGGAGGGGAGGACACAGGCAGAGUGAAAGAUGGUGAGGGAGAAAAGGGAGAGGCCAGCAGGGAUGUUCUGGGAGGAGAGGAUCAUGAGAUAGGAGAGGACUCUGAGUCAGGAGAAGACCAUGGGGCAGGAGAAGGCUCUGAGGCAGGAGAGGAUCCCAGGACAGGAGAGGAUCCCUGGGCAGGAGAGGAUCCCAGGACAGGAGAGGAUUCCGGGGCAGGAGAGGAUCCCGGGGCAGGAGAGGAUCCUGGGGCAGGAGAGGAUCUCGGGACAGGAGAGGAUCCCUGGGCAGGAGAGGAUCCCAGGACAGGAGAGGAUCCCUGGGCAGGAGAGGAUCUCAGGGCAGGAGAGGAUCUUGGGGCAGGAGAAGGCUCUGAGGCAGGAGAGGAUCCCAGGGCAGGAGAGGAUCCCAGGACAGGAGAGGAUCCCUGGGCAGGAGAGGAUCUCAGGGCAGGAGAAGACCCUGGGGCAGGAGAAGCUGUGGGAGUUGAUGCCCUGGAGUGGGAGAUCAGAGCCCCAGGGGAGCCUGAGGACCUGCAGGAAAACACCUCAGUGGAGGAGGUGGGGGAACAGGAGGAGCUGGAGCCAGCAGAGGAGCCCUGGGGCAGGGGGGAUGAUGGCAGUGGCCAAGAGCCCUGUCCAGAGGACUGGGAGGUGACAGCAGAGGACACUGAGGGAGCUUUGGGGCCAGAAGAGCCAGCCUGGGCAGAUGACACCCUGAGCAGUGCAGGAAGGCUGAAAAGUGAGGAGAGAGAUGGCGCAUCGCCAGCAGAGCUGGAGGGAGCCCAGGAAGACGAUGAGGAAGAUGCCAAGAGCCAGGAGAUGAGCCAGCAGCAGGCACUGCCAGGGGCUGAGCCAGCACCGGAGCUGGCAAGCCAGGAGCAGCUGGGCACCGUGGCAGAGCCUGAGCCAGCCUCUCCAGGUGCCCCUGAGCAAGGGGACAGACAGGAGCUGGCCGAGGCCCCAGAGGAGCCGUGGGAGGGGCAGGAUGAGGAUGCUGAUGAAGGGCUCAGCUCAGAGCUGGAGAAGCAGGAGAGCUCAGAGCAGGUGCAGGUGCCAGGGGACAGCACAGAGAGUGGCGAGUGGGCAUUGGAGGAGGUCCCUGGAGACCCAGAGGUCACACCGGGCACUGGCAGGAGGGUGGAGCUGGAGGACACGCUGCCAGACAGCACGCCCUUGCACCUCUAUGAAGGGGAGAUGCUGGCUGUGGGUGCACCCAGCCCAAACCCUCCAGAGACCGAGGAGACCAUGGAGACAGAGCCUGGCUCUGACACAGCUCAGGAGGGUGAGGAGUGGCUGGAAGGGAGCGACAAGCCACCAACUCCCACCAUGCCAGAAAGCCCUGAAGAGGAAGCAGGAGCGGAGGUGGCUGCUGUGGCAGAGGGUGCUGAGGAGGAGGAAGGUUAUUUCAUGGUCUCUGCUCCCAGCCAAGAGGUGUCCAACUUGGAGGAAGCAGAGAUCUCUGAGGACUUUGAAGAAAUUAAAGUUGAAGCAACUGAAGGCGGCCAAGAUGAUCUGGGGGCUCCUGGAGAUGCAUCUCCAGUGCCAGAGGGCAAAGCACACCUCGAGAUGCUCGUUGCAGAAGCAGAUGAAGAUACAGAGAUACCCACUGAAGAACCUGAGGUGCCAAAGGAUGAGGACGACACUGCUGAGCUGGAGGAAGGCCCAGCUGUGCCUGAAGCAGAUCCCAGCAGUCUCAGGGCCAUGGGACCAUUAGCAGGAGGUACCAAUGAGCCAGCCCAGGGUCCCACGGGCACUGGAGCAUGGGAGGGACCAGAGCAUUCGGAAGGUUUGGAUGCCGAAUCAGAUGAGGAGCUCCACAACACAACUGAGAUGGAGAUGGAUGCCAGUGGAGCACCAACCCUCCCAGGCUGCAGCCUGGAGUUGGCAGGGCAGGAGGAAGAGGGGGAAGAUGAGGAGGAGCCCAGCAUGGCUCUCCAUGAAACGGCCAAGGCCACUCCUCCAGCAGGGCUCCAGGCCCAGGCAGUGCCCAAUGAAGCAGAGCAGCCCUUGGAAGAGCAGCCACCCAUGGAGGAAGAAGCACUCGACAGUGACAGCCCUCCUUCACCCAGGAAUGAGCAGCCCCCCGAGACCAACCCUCCUCAGCUGGGCUCUGCACCAGAGCAGGGAGGUUUUCCAGAGGUCAUUCCGGAUAUCCCUGACACGGAUGUUCUCUCCGCAGAGGUGCCAGUGGAUAUCAUGAAAGACUCAGAUAUUUUGGAAAUAGUUGAGCAGGCCCUGGAAUUCAAUCAGGAGCUGAUGGGGGUGAGGGUGCCAGAGGGUGGGCAGCAGGGUCCUGGAAGGACCGAGCUGCCCCGGGAGGCAGGGGAAGACUCCUCGCCCACCUCAUCCAGCGAGGAGGAGCCGACGGUGCAGGAGGCACCAGAUGUGGUCCCAGAGGUGGAGACUCUGGUCCGGGCCGAGAACGGGCUGCACCGGGAGGCCAGCCUGGAAGACCUGGCUGAGUUCACUGAGGAGGUGCUGAACGGCGUCAUCAGCACAGCACCGGCACAGGAGCUCCCCACAGAGACCGCAGACACCCCGGGGGUGAUGCCACCGCGGGCCCCCACCCCGGGAGAUGGCACCGCCACCAAGCUGGGGGAUGCUACCCUGAGGGGGAAGCAUGGCCAAGCUGACCCCAGCCCUGUGCCCCCUGCCCUGGGGGAGGAUGUUCUGUGCCUCACACCCGACCAGCCACCAGCGUGUCGGCUGAGAGCUGAGCAGGAGCCCUGGUCCUCAGGGGAUGAGUAACAACAGUCAGGGGGAACCUUCUGGUAGCCCCCUUCCUGCCAAAACCCAAUACCCCCACUUGUCCCACCUCCCUCCUAAUGCUUCCUCAUCUCCUUAUGGUUUUUAACAUGUUUGUGUGGAUUUUUGCACCCCUUUUCAGAGUGAAGAACCACCAAGUUCUGUUCCACCCCACAGCCCACCCAAAUUUGCAUGCUUGCUCUGGGACCCCUGCUUCAUUUUGAGUUUCCUCUGGGUGGGUUGCUGUGGCCGUAUUUAAUUUAAACUCUCUGUUUCCCCAUUCCCUGCAAUCUUCCCCCUCCAACUCCCCCAGUAUUUGGCCCAGGAUGCCCAGCUGGAGGCUAGAGACCCCCCCAAACUGCACCCUUGGACUAAGAGUUUUGGGGCUACACCACCCCGGGAUCCCCAGCCCAAAUCCGUCAGCACUGGGGGCUGAGCCAUGCUGGAUGUAUCCACUCGACAUUAAUUUAAUAAAGCCUCAU